CCCAUAGCCCCACCUACAAGUUUUGAAUACAGGGAGCUGGAAAGCGUGUUCUACCUCUGUCAGUCAGGAUAUUUAAUCCCCUUAAUAAGCAUUAGGAGUCAUGUUUACCUUUUCACAGUUGAAACCACAACCAAACUGCGGGUUUCUAAACUUUUUUUUUUUUUAAUGAAGAGGAGCUUGGUUCAUUAGAGGAAGGAUGGUCUGCCAGAUAGCAGAGGUGUUAGCUUACAAUAUCAAAUGGAACCCACAUUGCCCCACUGCCCUUUAGCCUCCCUCAGCCAAGUCUCUUGGCACCAAAGAGUGUAUCUGUAAUGAUGUGUGGAAAAGGGCUGAGGAAUGAGUCAAGUGCUGGUUUGAUCUGUGAUUAUCUACAGUGCCCGUUAGCUCUUUUCUUAGCUCCUUUUUUGGAUCAGCUUUCUCAAAGACAAGUUCCUGAGAGUCUUACUGAGCACUAGGAGGACAUCUGGGCCAAUUUGUACAUCCAGUCACUGGGCCAAAGCUUCAAUUGCAUCUUGCAUCAGUGCUCUUGCAUUUAGCAAUAUGCACUUGGCCAUUUGUUCUAGCUUUAAAACGUAGGAAAUAACGAUGUACAGAAAUAGUUUACAAUAUAAUGGGCACUUAGGUACUGUAUUAAGAUCGUGCACUGAAAAAGAUAAUGAAGACUGAUAUUCCUUGCAUAUGAUUGAGAAACUACUUAAAUGUUUGAUUUCAGGGAAAGUUUCCUCUUGUGUUCUAAGGGAGCCACCCAGCUAGCUUAUUUACUUCAGUAUACCCACCACUAUUUUGUAUCAAUUUCAGUUCAUUCUUAUUUAUUAAAUUCAUUCCUUUGGGCUGACUUUUAGUUAUCCUCUAACUGUGGAUUUAAAACCAACUUAUUUUGGUUUUAAAAUCAACUGUGAAUUGCUUCCUCUGUUUCUAAGCGCAUUGCCACGCCAAUGAAUAGUUUGGCACUGACUGCUCUACACGCAGCACAAAUUUGGGAUGUUUCAGACAAUCAGAGAUGAGUUAACAAUGCUCCCACUCUUCUGAGUUGCUAAGCCUGUUUUUGUGUCUCUGUCACACAUGGCCAUGCAGUGCUGCCUUGUGUGCACUGGUUCUGCUGACAUCUCAGUUUCCUGACGCAUCUUUUAUUUGGGGUUAAUAAAGAUUGAGCUUUAGCAAGAACAGUGCUGUUGACAGUGCAGUGAGCAUAUGGAGUGGUACUUACUGUUGCUCACUGUUAAGCAGAAAUGCAGCUGUUAGUUUUGGAUUUUAUUUGAUAUCUCUUCUUGUUUUACACUAACAAUUGUUAGGAAAAUUAUUUACAAUCUGGAUAGUAUCUUUGCCUUAGCUGCCCCCAACAAAACCAAAGCGAAACACAUGAGGCAAAGCAGGUGAUGGUGCUGUGGUGAGUAGUUACUGCCCUAAGCAGGGACUUCAUACAGGAUUAAAUUCAGAGACACUAGAAAUGUCAAAAUACUAAAUAUUGCUCAUAAAGAAGUAAACUGUGAUGUUGGCUUAAACUUUGGCCUUCUUUCUUGCUCUUUUAAGUCUUUUCUGUUUCAGAAGUUUCAAAUAAUUUUUGGAUCAGAGUUCUUCACUGUUAAGCUGCUUUUCACCUUUAUACCCUCCUUAAAAGAAAAAUGGAUUUUCAGUAAAUGCAAGAUGAUGUUGUCUAGGAGUCCCUAGGUUUUUUUUGCUAGCAGAUUACUUGACAUGUGUAUCUUUAAUUACUCCAUAUACUUGGUUAAUGUCCAUAAUUCUUUAUUAUGAGGAAACUUAGUGCACUUUCUAUGAGUGCCGUAGGGACAAAAGAAUGGUUCUCCUAUACCAUAAAAUCUUGACCAUAGUGUAUAGUCUUUCAAAUAAGAAUAAAGCUGUGUCUGCCACGAUGUUCGCUCUUUCUGGUUACUUCCUAGUUGUUUGCUGUUGUGUUGGUCAGGAGCAUGCUCUGAGCUUCUAAUCUUAGUGGUUAUUAACUGCGUAAUUUUUCUUAUGCCAGCAUUGUUCUUCAGCCUAAAUCAAGGAUACCAAACAUAUUGGCAGCAGGUCAGUCAGCCAAAGAAUGUCCUUCAGCCAUAAGUUCAUUUUUCUGCUGUGGGAUGUGAAAUGGGCAGCAGGGCUGGUGACUGGAGUGGCUUUGUGAUCUGUUCCACCAGGGCUGCCUUCUCCAGCCAUCCCUUCUGGUCCUAACCACAUGCCUGCUGCUGCUGGCCUGGAAUGCUCAUAGCUCGUGUUCUGCAUGCAGUAGGAUUGUGUCGCAUCAUGCAGGAACAGUGUGCAGCAAUGGAACAACUGCGGGAUCCAGUUAUGCAAGAAGAUGCAAAUAUUAAAGCUAUUAAUGAGGAGUACACAAAAGCCUUUAUUUUUAUCAAUAAAGGACUACAUGCAGAUGAACUGGGUCAGAAGGAAGAGGCAAGAAGUUACUACAGGCAAGGACUUGACCACUUGCUCCGAGGAGUUAGUAUUCCAUCACAGGAUCCUGCAUGUGUGGGACCCCAGUGGGAGUCUGCCAGGCAAAUGCAGCAGAAGAUGAAGGAGACCCUCCAGAAUGUGCGCACUCGACUUGAUAUUCUAGAACAAAACACUCCACCUGUAGGAGGAAGCCCUGCUGCAAUGGAUGCCCUUGCUGGAGUGCCCAAGUUGUAUCCACACAUUCCUUCCACAGAAAAGCCAGAAAGGCCCCCCCCACCUAAUGCUCUGUUUGUACCAAGUCAGCCACCUGCAGCAGAUGAAAGUGUUGCAGCUGCAAGCCAGGGGCAGCUUCCAUCUAUGAGCCCAUCAUCUGCAAAACCUCUGUGUCUGCCAAACGAAGCACCUCCUGCCUAUACUCCUCAAGCUACCGAUGGCCAUUUUACUGUGUCGUAUGGCACAGACUCAGGGGAGUUUUCUUCUGUCAGUGAGGACUACUACAGAAAGUGUGCUCAGCCACCUCCCCUUCAAAACCUGGGAGUGGAUGCAGAUGAGCUGAUCUUGAUUCCCCAAGGUGUGCAGAUAUUCUUUGUGACUCCUGAUGGGCAGGUCAGUGCUCCUUCGUAUCCUGGAUAUCUGCGCAUUGUGAAGUUCUUGGAUACAGAUAGUGAGAUGGCCCAGAAUCGUCCACCUGCGUUUCUUCAGGUUUGUGACUGGUUGUAUCCUCUAAUGUGCAACCAGUCUCCUGUUCUGUGCUGCAAUACGGGAGUCUACAUGUUCCCUGACAUGAUGUCCCAGAUACCAGGAUCCUAUGUGGGAGUAGUGUUGUCUUCAGAACUUCCAGCAGCUGACAGAGAGCUUUUUGAGGAUCUGUUAAAGCAGAUGUCUGACCUUCGACUCCAGGUGCCAGGAUCCCAUGAGAGAGUAGGGUUACCAUCAGAGCUCCCAGCAACAGAGAGAGCGCAUUUUGAAGAUAAAUUAAAACAGAUGUCUGGCCACAAAGUCCAGCCUCCUGAAGCCUCCAGUGAUGUGGUUAAUUUGCCUCAGACUGUACAUAUCCAACCGCAUCCUGAAGGGGAAAGUCAGAAAGAAUUGCCAGAAUGGAGUGAGAAAGUUGCCCGUGGAAUCUUGUCAGGUGCAUCUUGGGUAAGCUGGGGCCUCGUAAAAGGAGCAGAAUUUACUGGGAAAGCUAUUCACAAAGGAGCUUCUAAACUGCGAGAACACAUUCAGCCAGAAGAAAAACCUCUGGAAGUCAACCCAACUGUAGCAAAGGGGCUUCAUGUAGCGAAACAGGCUACUGGAGGAGCUGUGAAAGUCAGCCAGUUCUUAGUUGAGGGAGUGUGUUCAAUAGCAAGCUGUGUUGGAAAGGAGCUGGCUCCUCAUGUCAAGAAACAUGGCAGCAAAUUAGUUCCAGAAUCCCUUAAGAAAGACAAAGAUGGCAAAUCUGCUCUUGAUGGUGCUCUGGUGGUAGCAGCAAGUGGAGUUCAAGGGUUUGCAACAGUGUGGCAAGGUUUAGAAAGUGCAGCUAAAUGCAUUGCUAAAAGUGUUUCAACUGAGACUGUAAAAACUGUGAAACACAAGUAUGGAGAUGAUGCUGGCAGCGCUACUGACAACGCUAUGAGCUCUGCAAUCAAUGUUGGUGUUACAGCAUUUAACAUUGACCAUAUUGGUAUCAAAUCUAUUGUGAAGAAAACUGCAAAGGAAACUGGCCAUGCUGUAUUAGAUGAAUAUAAAGUACUGGAUAAGGAGAAAAAGGAUAAAAAAUGAAAACAACAAAGUAUUUCUCAAAGCCUUAUAUGAAAUUUCGUCUUUAGAAGUAACCACACUGCUAAUCUGUGUUUUAAUGCAAAUCAUACUGUGCUCUUCAAGCAACUGUUACUUAAUUUGCCAUGGGAAAAUACAGAGUGGGCAUUCUUAGAAGGAGAAAUGAAAGUAUCCUUAAUUUCUCGUUCUUUAUUGAUGCAGGAUAUGAGUUUUCAGUGAAUCAACUUGCCUCUGUAAGCACUUUCUCAAAACAUAAUACUGCAUAAGGGAUUAAUACAGAAAUGUUAUUAUAAAUGUUUUUGUAAUACACUAUAUUUGUAAAGAAGGUGGUGAUACUGAACAAAUAGGAUUUCUAAUUCUGAUAGAAAUAAGGUUACUAGUUUGUUGUUUUUUUUUUUUUAAUAUUCUUAAGUUAAUUUCACUACAGCAAACUUUGGUAUUUAAUAUGGACCUAAAUAAGUGUUGUGUCUCAUUCUUUCCUUUGUAGAGAAUUCCUCUUCUCAGCUACUAAGCAGCUAGUCUUAUCCAAAUUUCAUUUUUAGAAGAAAUAAAAGAUGAGCCUCAGGUAACUAGAUAGUCAUUUCUUUUAAAACUUUCUUUUUUCCCUCAGCAUAUGAGCAAACCAAAGAUUUUAAGUAUUUAUUCUAAUAGCUCUAGCAUUUACAGCUCUAGAAAAAUGUAUUUUCCAGGAGAGUCCAUAAGGAAUAUUUAAAGAUUCUAUGAAAUUGAGAUUUUUAUAUAGAGACAAUGUCUGUUUUUGCAUAAAUGAGCAUAUUUUUCUUUAAAAAAAUUCUACUGAGAUCACUGGAAACUUCUAUGCAUUCUGUACUUUUCACCAGUCCAGAAAGAUUCAGAGUACCUGAUGGAAGGCAUUAGGUAUUUGUUUCAGCAGGUAGUUCUAACUCUCAGCAUCUUUAUUCUACUGAAUUCCUGGUUGCACAAGGGACAUCUCCAAAGCAUUUCUACUUAGGAGAUGUGUGUGGAAUAGAAUAGAUACUUUCAUAUAGCUUUUUCAUUUGGUUCCUCGUGUAACUUACUCCUGUUUGAAAUGUAGAACUCUUGAGCUGCUUUUCUACUGCUACUUAUUUAAAGGUUCAUUAUUGAGUUUUAAAGCUGCUAUACGUUCUAAUCAUGGCUGGACCUGCAGCAAACAGAAUGCCAUGAAUUUACAACUUGUCUCCAUUUAAAUAGUUGGAAAAAAUAACUAUAAAUGGUUGUCAGCAAAUUAUCACAGUUAUAAAAAGAACAUCUGUUAGAAUUGUAAUAAGUGCCCAUUUUGUGAUGGGUACUGUAGGUGUGCACUUGGGAUGGGAAAAAAAGUGAAGCAAAGGAACUAACCACUUGAAGUGUAACUUUGAUUUAUGGAAAUAAAAAUAAAAUUGGUCAAAUGGU
Molecule: messenger RNA, 5547 nt
Organism: Lagopus muta (rock ptarmigan)
Lineage: Eukaryota; Metazoa; Chordata; Aves; Galliformes; Phasianidae
Gene: SPART
Product: spartin
Exons: 9
Coding region: 2200-4158 (652 amino acids)
Biological process (GO): negative regulation of BMP signaling pathway; cell division
Cellular component (GO): plasma membrane
Source: RefSeq, a predicted model, not a curated record